Messenger RNA from Cygnus olor (mute swan), 3339 nucleotides. RefSeq names its product cytosolic phospholipase A2 epsilon-like. The record is from RefSeq and is a predicted model, not a curated record. Gene Ontology annotation, cellular component: cytosol. Gene Ontology annotation, molecular function: calcium-dependent phospholipid binding; calcium ion binding. The transcript has 22 exons. Lineage: Eukaryota; Metazoa; Chordata; Aves; Anseriformes; Anatidae. Gene Ontology annotation, biological process: glycerophospholipid catabolic process. Bases 181 to 2805 code for a protein of 874 amino acids.
CUGCAUCUCAGGUCCAAAUCACAGGAUCACAGACUAAAUCUGUUCCUGGUUAUCUCCUCUCCAUCCUACCAGAGGGAAUGAGGAAUCUCUGUCAGGUAAAGAGAGGAGGCUCUGGCAACUGUGGAACCUAAUAUUCGGGUGUCAUUUGCAGCACCUGCUUUUAAUGCAGCAGUGAUUUCAAUGGCAUCAACAUCUGCCUUUCCUCAGCAUCCCAGCAGCAAAUCAAACCCAUUGAAAAAUGAAGAAAGAAAAUGGAUGAUGCAGGCUAUGGCACAGAGUGACGUUUGUGCUAAGCAGGAAGAAAUGUCACCCUACUCUCUGCUCACUGUAAGAAUAAUAAAGAUGAGAAAUGCUCAUCAGGCAGACUUCUUAAGCCAAUCUGAUUGCUACGUGAGCCUCUGGUUGCCAACCGCUUCGGAUGACAAAUUCCAAACCAAAACCAUCAGGAACUGCAGAAAUCCUGUGUGGAAUGAAACUUUCUACUUCCGGAUACAAAGAAAAGUCAAGAAUAUUCUGGAAAUUACUGUUUCUGAUGAUGACAUCAUUCAUGAUGAUGACCAAGCAAUUAUUCUUUUUGAUGUAGCUACAAUCUCCCUUGGAAAAACUGUAUUUAUGGCAUUCCCACUAAAUCCACAGGGGAAGGAGGAGCUAGAAGUUGAGUUUCUGUUGGAAAGCAUCUGGGAUCCUCCUGAAACCAUCACCACAAAUGGGGCAAUGGUGUGUCGUGAACUAGCCUGCUUGGAAGUUGAGUUGGAGAGCAGGAUGAAAAAGAAGCAUUUUGCAGAGAAUGAGCUAAUGUUUACAGUGAGAGGAUCGUUUGAAGAAACCCAGAGAGUUUCACUGGGCUGUGGCUCCUGCUCCCCUAUCCCACAUCCCACUUUCUUCCACUACGCCAAAUACAAGCAGCCCUCACUGGAUGUCACACUCACAAAGAAGAGGAGGUUUCCCAGUUUUUGUGCUUGUGUGUCAUGCGGAGCAAGGAGGAGCAGAAGAAGCAUCCCCCUGACUCUCCCUCUGAAGUCUCUCCCCUCUGAGCGGGAAGUAGUCGGUGAGCACAGAAAAUUUGAUUUCCACUUUAAGCUGAAAAAAUGCCAGGGAGACUUAGACGUACGCCUGGGCUUUGACCUGUGUACACAGGAAAAGGAUUUCAUUUGCAAAAGGAAGAAGGUUGUUGCAGCAGCUCUGAAGGAUGUUCUUCAGUUGGAGGAAGACUUGCAGGAUGAUGAGGUACCUUUGGUGGCAAUCAUGACAACGGGUGGUGGAACCAGAGCUCUGACAGCCAUGUACGCUCACCUUCUGAGUGUGCAGGAACUGAAUAUCUUGGACUGUGUCUCAUACAUCACUGGUUUAUCUGGCACAACAUGGACCAUGGCAAACUUGUAUGAGGAUCCUGACUGGUCUCAAAAGGACCUUAAGGAAACACUCAAUGAUGUCCGAAGACAUGUGCUUAAAAAUAAGUUCUUUACUUGUUUUGCCCCGGAUCGUCUGAAAUACUACUUGAAAGAGUUGUGCCAGCGGAAACAAGAAGGACAUCAGAUAAGUUUCACAGACCUAUGGGGACUCAUCAUUGAAACCAUGUUUCAUGAAAAGGAGGAUUCCCAUAAGCUCACAGAUCAGCAGCAGGCACUAAAUCAGGGUCAGAAUCCCCUGCCCAUCUACCUCUCUCUCAAUGUGAAGGACAAAAUCAGCGACCAGGACUUUAGAGAAUGGGUAGAGUUCACUCCUUACGAGGUAGGAUUCCUGAAAUAUGGUGCUUUCAUUCGCGCAGAAGAUUUCGGUAGUGAGUUCUUCAUGGGUCAUCUGAUGAAGAAAAUCCCAGAAUCCAGAAUCUGCUUUUUGGAAGGGAUCUGGAGCAGUGUAUUUUCUUUGAAUCUUAUGGAUGCUUGGUAUAUAUCUGUUCAUUCAGAAGACUUCUGGCACAAAUGGACCCAAGACAAAAUUACCAACAUAGAUGAUGAAACCCUAUUCCCUACAAGACCAAAUGAGCUGGAGACUCGAGUGGUUUGUCCCACUGGCAGCUUUUCAGACGUUUUCCGAGAUGUUGUCAUGAUACGCCCAGCAGCUUCAGAAAUCCCUAACUUCCUAAAAGGCCUCCAGAUGAACAACAACUACCUAGAGAGCCAGUUUUCUACAUGGAAAGACUGUGAGCUUGACUCUCAGCCCAACCACCUGACAGGAGCAACAGACUACCUCAUCUUGAUUGAUACUGCAUUUGCCUUUGCCACCAGUUACCCACCACUUACAAGACCAGAAAGGAAAAUGGAUGUCAUUUUGCAUUUCAACUACAGCUCAGGUUCCCAGACAGGGCCUCUGAAAGAAGCCUCUAAAUACUUUGUAAACCAAGGAAUUCCUUUCCCUACUGAGGUGCCAGAUGAUCAGGAAACACCAAAUCUGAAGGAAUGCUACAUCCUUGGUGACAAGGAGAGUCCAGAGACCCCUAUUGUGACAUUUUUCCCGCUAGUAAAUGACACCUUCAAAGAAUACAAAGCACCUGGGGUGAAACGUAGUCCCUCGGAGAUGGCAGAGGGUGAUGUUGAUGUUGCCAAUACCUGUGGUCCAUACUACAUAAACAAUCUGAGUUAUUCAGAGGAAGAUUUUGACAAGCUGGUGAACCUAAGUUACUACAAUGUCCAGAAUAAUAAAGACUUGAUUAUUCAGGCCUUGCGUACAGCAGUGGAGAGGAAAAAGCAGCAAAAGAAACAGCAAUCACUGCAGAAACCACCUGGUGGUGAGGGUGUGUGUGUGCCCAAGAGACAGGAAUCCCAGCAUCUAGCCAACAGCACAGCCCUAAGGAAUAUGAAAUAAAAUAUCUGUGAGUCCUGUUAAGAAAAAAAAAUCGCAAGGAUCUUGAUUAGAAAGAGAAAAGCUAAAGAAUGCUAAGAAAGCUUUGUUUGUCAUCAGAAAUGCUAGAGCCUGUCUGCCAGUGAAGGAAAUAAACACAGAAAGCAGAGCUUUUCCUUAAUAAAUUAAUGUGCUUCCCGCGUUGACAACUCCAGGAGAGUGGUGAGGUGAAGCUGUGCCAUGCUCUCAAUUGCAGAAGUGACCUUUCAGGCCAAGGCUGAACUCUGUGGACAAGAGAUGGUGAGGAAGUUGAUGCUGGCAGUGUUUGUGUUCUACCUGUGCUAUAAAAAGAGAGGAUUGUAAGUCCAGAAUUGUAACAGAGAACAAAAUCCAUUGUUUCUAAGUGAAAACCAAGAAGACGGCUAUUUGUAAGCUAAGGAUUCUUUAUGUGAAUGUAAAUAAAUAUUAAACUUUAGAUAAUAAAACACUUUUUUUUUUUGAGUCAGAGUUACGGGAAAUAAACAUUUUUUGCAGCAAAUAUAUGUUAGAGCAAUUUCU